Molecule: messenger RNA, 7174 nt
Organism: Acipenser ruthenus (sterlet)
Lineage: Eukaryota; Metazoa; Chordata; Actinopteri; Acipenseriformes; Acipenseridae
Product: transcription factor COE3-like
Exons: 16
Coding region: 458-2275 (605 amino acids)
Biological process (GO): regulation of transcription by RNA polymerase II
Molecular function (GO): RNA polymerase II cis-regulatory region sequence-specific DNA binding; DNA-binding transcription factor activity, RNA polymerase II-specific
Source: RefSeq, a predicted model, not a curated record
UUGUACUCCCUUUUGAAGCACACGCCUGUUUCAUCCCUCUUUUCAUUUCACAGUGCGUGUACUGUAUGUUGUUAAGCCCCUUCUGACACAAGUUGUGUGACUUUCCUCUUUGGAAGAUAGCGAAGUCAGCCUCUCUCGGUUUAUACCGGCGUCCUUUGACUGAUGCUUCAUAUCUAGCUGUUGUGUCUUUUUUUUCCCUUAGCUUGAUCUUGCGUGCACUGAAUCAAGCGCAUGGUUUGGGAACUAAAAAGAAAACCCAGUGGGAAAUAGCUGAAGUCGUCUUUGGAGGAACGCCGCUCUGUCGCUCUCUCUCUCUGUACUUUGGGGAAGAUCCUUUAAUUGUGUUAUUUCGCUGCUGCCGUUGUUAAUUUUAGGUGACCCUGUUUUGUGUGGGGAGGUGGUUUAUUUAGUUGAAAUUGGCAAUAAGAAGACCCACAAGUCUUUUUUUUGUGUGUUGAUGUUCUCAAUCCAGGACAGUCUCCCUCGGGGAGCUUUGACCAUGAAAGAGGAACCGUUGGCCAGCGGGAUGACACCAGUCCGGUCCUGGAUGCAAAGUGCCGGGAUACUGGAUUCAAACACGGCAGCCCAAAGUGGCGUUGGCCUGGCCCGGGCUCAUUACGAGAAGCAGCCCCCCUCCAACCUGAGAAAGUCCAACUUUUUCCACUUUGUCCUGGCGCUGUACGACCGGCAAGGCCAGCCAGUCGAGAUCGAGAGGACUUCCUACAUCGACUUUGUGGAGAAAGACAAAGAGUACAAUGGGGAGAAGACAAAUAAUGGGAUUCAUUACAGGUUACAGCUUCUGUACAGCAAUGGCAUCAGAACAGAACAAGACCUGUUUGUACGGUUGAUUGAUUCAAUGACCAAACAGGCCAUUAUUUACGAGGGCCAGGACAAGAACCCAGAGAUGUGUCGUGUUCUGCUCACACACGAGAUCAUGUGCAGCCGGUGUUGUGACAAGAAGAGCUGUGGGAAUCGUAACGAGACCCCCUCUGAUCCAGUGAUCAUCGACAGAUUCUUUCUGAAAUUCUUCCUCAAGUGCAAUCAGAAUUGUUUGAAAAAUGCAGGGAACCCACGGGACAUGCGCCGCUUUCAGGUGGUUGUGGCCACAACAAUCAAUGUGGAUGGCCACGUGCUGGCAGUCUCGGAUAAUAUGUUUGUUCACAACAACUCCAAGCAUGGCAGGAAAGCCCGUCGUCUCGACCCUUUAGAAGCAGCCACCCCCUGCAUCAAAGCCAUCAGCCCGAGCGAGGGCUGGACCACUGGAGGUGCUACCGUCAUCGUUAUCGGCGAUAACUUCUUCGACGGGCUGCAGGUGGUCUUCGGCACCAUGCUGGUCUGGAGUGAGCUCAUCACGCCUCAUGCCAUCCGCGUGCAGACGCCACCGCGACACAUCCCUGGCGUGGUGGAGGUCACGCUCUCAUACAAGUCCAAGCAGUUCUGCAAGGGGGCGCCAGGACGCUUCGUCUAUACAGCAUUGAAUGAACCUACUAUUGAUUAUGGAUUCCAGCGACUACAAAAGGUGAUUCCCAGACAUCCAGGAGAUCCAGAGAGGCUACCUAAGGAGGUCUUGUUGAAGAGAGCAGCAGAUCUGGUCGAAGCCCUGUACGGCAUGCCUCACAAUAACCAGGAGAUCAUCUUGAAGCGAGCAGCGGACCUGACUGAGGCCCUGUACAGUGUCCCACGCAACCACAACCAGCUGCCUUCCCUCACAGGCUCCUCCGCCCACUCAGGAAUGAUGGGAGUCAACUCCUUCAGCAGCCAGCUCGCCGUCAACAUCUCUGAGACAUCCCAGGGCAAUGAUCAAGGUUACUCCCGUAACUCCAACAGCGUGUCUCCCCGCGGCUACGCCCCCAGCUCCACCCCCCAGCAGUCCAACUACAACACCAUCACCUCCACCAUGAACGGCUACGGCAGCGGCAUGACCGGUCUGGGGGUGCCGGGCUCCCCCAGCUUCCUCAACGGAUCCACAGCCAACUCCCCCUACGCAAUCAUGCCUUCCAGCCCUCCGUUGGGGGCUUCCUCCAUCACUCUCCCCUCCAGCGUUAACUCCUCCUCCUCCACCACCCCUGCUGGCAUGUUCUCAUUCUCUCCUGUCAAUAUGAUCUCUGCAGUCAAACAGAAGAGCGCCUUCGCCCCCGUGGUGAGGCCACAGACCUCCCCGCCCCCCACCUGCACCAGCACCAAUGGGAACAGCCUACAGGGUGAGCACCCCGCCCCUCACCUGCCUCCCAACUCCACCCACCACUACUGGGUGUUAGUAGAUGAGGGCAGAUAAGACACACAAGAGCUAUGUCUGGUCUUAUAGUCCCACCCAUGUAAGUAGGAAAAAAUGAAAUCCCAAGAUAUCCACAAGAUGAAGAACACAAGUCCCACUGCCCCCACACACAGCUCAGCAACUUCAAGAAUAACAAGAACAUGGCAUAUGGACUCCUUUCUUAAAGGUCCUAUACAAGUCAUUUAAUGGUACUCUGAAUAGUCUCCUGAGUUGUGUUGGUUCACCUACAGACAAACUUUGAUUAAGUGAGCUAAAUUGGACCAAAUUACAAAAGUAUAGUCACACUGUUUGGCUACAUUGCCCCUCUUACCUGCCAUCAUCUCUUCCACAGUUGCCACGUGUCAGGCUGCGGGCACCAUUGACCAUCUCUCUUGAUAUAUGAUCUGCCUGUUUCAUUCCUGUUUCAUUCCUGCUUGGGGUUGAGGCAUGGGGUCUUCCAACAGAGCAUGUCUGGAAGCUCAGUCAAUGGUAGCAAAGAACUCAUUAAAUACAUGAGAGGUUUUUUUUUUCAUGAUCAGAUGCAAAGUCACCACAAUGGAAGACUCUAAAUUCAUAAUGUGACUCACUGCAACCAAAUGAUCUGUUCAUGACUAUAAAACACUUAACACUGCUAAAUUUAAAAAUAAAUAAAUUAAAUGAUAAAUGUUUCAGCUGCAAGCCUUUUUAAUUUCCAACCUUAUCUCAAGAUCCCAUCUCAUUUCCAGAACUCUGGCAAAACAAAAUGAAUUGCAGUUUGAAUCAUGUGGCCCAUGCCUUGUUUUGCCAAAUUCUGGUCCGGAUAGUUUCAGGUGAUCAAGGUUCUGAAGUACGGUGUCCCACCUCUACUGUCCCUUUUCUUCAACAAACUCUUAGUUAUGCAACUGUGAUGGAGGGGAUAGGAAUGGCUCCAGUUAUAUGUGCUUCAUAAACUCUGCACUGUUCACAUCUUAAACUGAACUGUGUCUGAGCACAGCCAGCACCAUGCUUCGCUGGAGAAAGCAGGUGUUUAAAUAUCAGGUCAGAUUUCCGAAAUAAUGUUUAGUGAAACAUGAAUUUUACAUGAUCAUACCUGCGUGUAUUUCUUAUUUGUUCCCCUUAGUGAAAUUCUAUGAAAUCAAAUUAGCCCUAGCCACUUGCAAAAUAUGUUCAAGCUGAAAUGGAGCCACUUUAGGACAGUGGUAGUGUAGAUGUAUUCCCAGUUGCAGUCUUCUCUUUCCAAAUGAUCUAUAGUUAUUCACCCAAGUUUCUUCCAUGGAGUAAGCCUGUAGCCUUUGUGUACUUUGGACCAAUAGUUUAGUGAGGGAAAAAACUAAUACCUGAAAUUGUUUCCAGAUUUGUGUAUCUGUAGAAUAACACCAGGAAUGCUUGCUGAGAUUAUGAUCAUGUUUAGGUACUGAUUUGAUCGUUCGACUUUUAUUGUGCUUUUUUGUAUGUAUUUAUAAAUGUUUAUGGGGGUUUCUUUGGUGAUUUAGGCCUGAAUGAUAGUAUAAAAAAUAUGUAAACACAUUUGAUGUCAUAAUACCUUUUAGAUAUUGUAAAAAAAAAAAAAAAAAAAAAGUACAAAAAAAUCUUUUGUAAAAAGUCUUAGACAUGUUCCCUGUCCCUCUGAUUUUUAAAAAGAAGGAAUGCUUCACCGAUUUUGUAUAAGAAAGCUUUCCGAUACUGUAUUUAACAUUUUUGUAUACAGCCAUUGUGUUUUUCUCUUACUUCCAGUUAUUGUCUGUGUGUCUCAUUGUGAAAAGGUGUAUAAUCACGAUAGUUAUUACUUAAUGCACUAUUUUAGUGAAGCAUCUUCAAAAGCAUUGCAUCUUAGCAAAACAAAAAAAGAAAGUUUAGCACACAUAUGCAUCAAGACUAUAUACAUCAGUCAUUUGAGAGUAUCUUCUUGUGUUCAUGACUUGUCUGUCGUACAAAGUUAAAGGGAGACUCGACUUUUAUGAGGGGACAUCUUAAUGUAGCGCUCGCUCUGUGCAUCAAACACCAUUUCUGUAUUCUCCAGUUAGGGCAAUAGGUAACUGGCUCAAAUCAGUUCCAAUAGCUUCAGCAAGUUUUGGACUGGAAAUAGGGGCAGGAGGCAACCAAUACACUACAAGCCUCAAUAAAGCAAGCGAAUAUUAUUCGAGAAAUCAACAGUUGAUAGCCACCAUAAGGCAUUUUGUUUUUGACAACCGAUUGUAGACUGCAGAUGGAACAUGAUGGUUAUACCUCAAAAAGUAUAGAGGUGGCAUCACUGUAAAUAAUAGAAUCGAGCCAAUAGCAUUGGGAUUAUUUGAAUGGGCAUGUGGUGGAUUUUGUUGGCCCAGAUGCUACUUAAAACUCUGGUACAGUUAAGGAAGUGCUGUAAUAACUGGAUGUCAACUUCCAAGUAAAGAAACACUUGUAUGUAACAAUGAAAGUGUAUACUACCUGAGUCAAGACUUAGGUUUAUUCAAUAUUGGACCUUUCCUCAGAAUUCAUAUGCUUGUGUGAAUUAAGAAGUCACCGAUACACAGCUUAGAAGUUGAGUGUCCCUUUAACAAAGUAGGGUUUUCUUUGUCGUUGUUGUUGCACACAGAUCUGUAUCAUUUACUUAUGCAAUUUGUAUUCCUGUAAUGCAAAACAGUGUCACGCCACACUAUCUCAGUGGAAUAGUUGUAAAAAAGAAAGAAAUAUAUAAAUUGAUGCCUUACAAUAUGUCAUGUCCCCAUGCAUUCUAUUAUUAUGUUUUGUAUGUUGUUUUUUCUGCACGGCUGUGAAAGUCAGCCAUCUGUUUAAGAGUUAUAUAAGUCAAUAUGGCUGCUUAAAAACAUUGGUGUAGGUAGAAAAUAAUGGUCACAUACUUAUAGAAAGUCCUAAUAAGGUUAAAAAUGUGUAUACAAAUGUAUUGACUUACACCCAUCUAGGGGGGUAUAGAGCAUAAGAGACAGGCCAGCCAUCCAUCUAAGAUCACCCAGCUCCUAGGAGCUGAUUGAGUCAACGAUAUAAUCUUGGAGAAGACUGUUGAAAUCUCAAGGCAGUUAGCAUGUUCAUAAUUUUGAUUGUGACAGAUGGACACGAUCAGUACAUGCGGUUCACCUUUAAAUAAAGACCAAAAAAUUAAUUAUUUCACGUUUGCAGUUUUAAUUACAGGGCAUACAUAACCAACUAAAAACAUGGUAAUAACUGGGUAGCAUGUAAUUACGUGGAAGUGUGAUGUGCCAUGGUUUUAUCAUGUAAUUACACCAGGUAACCAACACAAGGCCAUUCUAUGUAAUUACACUGUAGUUACCUACUAACAGUAGGGAGCAUUGGUAGUUAUUGCCCAGGUAUUACUAUAUAGUUACAUGGCUAUUCAUGUUGUGCAAUCUAAAGUGCUACCAAACGAAAUUACACAAGCAUGCCAACCAAUACCAGUGAAAGAUGAAUUGACAGAUGAGCAUAGUUAAGUACUUCCUUGCAUAGAAAUGAAAACCCCAUAUAGUGCUAGGGAGAGGAGUGCAAAUAUGGGAGGGCUAACAAGAAAGAGAGAGAUCUGCCAAGAGUUAUUGUGGAUGCUUCAGAAACAAGGUGAAUUUCCAAUCUGGAGCUGCCACUAUCAAUUUCUAUUAAUGUCAUAUUGAAGCUUAACCAAGAUUUCCCAUGAAUAAGGAAGCACUUAUUCUGUAUUGCUAGCAUCCUUAUUACAUUGAUAUUUUACAUUUUGUGUAUAGAUGUAUGGAUGUAUGGAUGGAUGGAUUUACACUAUGCAUAUAUGAAUUCAUGUGUAUGUAUGAAAAUUAAAACAAAACAAAAAUUGGUGUAUACCCCAGAAUCAGAACUACAAAAGUGUAUAAGGCAAGACACUGAGUGUGUAAAUACAUUUCAGCUCAAAUGUUCAUGAAUGAAUACUUACUAAUGGGAAAUGGUACUGAAGGGCACUACAGCUAGCUCUCUGAUUUUUAGUCAUCCUGUUAGCUCAUCUGUUCUGCUGUCUACUAAAGUCCAGGCAGGAGUAAUGCCUUAGGCAAGCUUUGAACAAGCUGAUAUGGAACACGUGUAGGUUUGAGUAGGUAGAACCGGGAGCCAAUGCAGGCCAGUCUAUCACUUAGCUUCAUUCAUAUAUUUGAAACCAGCAAGAGUACAAAGAAAUGAGGCCAACCUUUACGGUACCUGUGCAAUUAUUAUCAUUGAUAACAUAAAUAAAAACGUGCUUUACUUCUUUAUGUAACGCUUAUUCAAGAAAUAUGACAGUACUGUGGUGCAGGUUGUAUGUAUUUAUGGACAGGCAUACCAAAAAAGACAUAGUAUGGUUAUUAUCAGAAUAUAAGUCACUCUCAAUCCAUAACAUUGUGGUUUCCAUUGAAGACCGCUCUGGGUGCACCUGGUUUAUGAAAGUGCAAAGGGCUUUCUGAAGAGUUUCUGUCCUUUGUUUCUUAGCAGAAAGGUUGUAACUGCUCUGCUUGAAUAGAUGUCUGUCUUUACAAGCUUUUAAAGCCACGGGAUGUGUCUGAACUGAUUGACUGUGCAGUGCUGUUCAGGUGUAGUAGGUCUUUGCUGAUGUUGCCCCCUCACCACCACCCCCAUUUGCAAAUGUAUAUUUAUGUCCAUUUGAGUCACUCACUAUACUGUAUCUGCAAAAUGCUAGAUUUUUAUAGAGUUGUAAAUUCAGUUUGGCUUCCCUGUUUACUUCAACAGAGGUUUUUAAAACUAGAUAAUGUUUUGGGGGUUUUUUUGCAAUGAUUUAUGUGAAAAAAAAUGUGAAGGAGUACUGCAUCUUUAUAAAAUAUAUGAAAAAAUAUGUAAUACCAUCAAAGUAUAUUAAAGCACAAUGUUUAAUUCACUAAAAAAGAAAAAAGACUAAAACAAAGCUGUACCUUCUUUUCGAUAAGAAUCUGUGACCAUGCUGUAAAUAGGAUGCAUGCUUUUCUGUGACCCAGUGCUUUUUGUACAGAAACAAACUAAUAAAGAUUACAUUUGGCUUGA